Molecule: messenger RNA, 537 nt
Organism: Striga asiatica
Lineage: Eukaryota; Viridiplantae; Streptophyta; Magnoliopsida; Lamiales; Orobanchaceae
Source: the annotation of a GenBank genome assembly
UUCAAUCGAGUCUCCGCCUCUGCCUCUUCGGACAAUAAGCCCUCUGUCCCUGAUGAGCCUUCUCGCCGUGUCGUUUUUAAGUUUUUUUAUGAACUACCGAUGUGUAUGGUGUGUCACAGGAUGACUUACGUUGACCAAAUUCUCGAAGAGAAUUUUCUGUUUGUGUCGGACAGACUUCCGGAGAUUGACAGAACGGUAAAAAAAAUACUUGAGACUGAUUAUAAGAAGCUUGUAUUCUUUGGUGAACCCCCGUGUUCCCUUAUAAAGUUGUCCGAUGAGAAGUUAACUGUGCUUCUCUAUGCGAUCAUCGGAGAGAAGGCGAAUAAGAUGUUGACAAUCUUUCAAACUUUAGAAAUAACAAUGGAUAAUUUAGCAGAGAAGUUUUUUUCCCAAGAUACUUUGGACAAAAAAUUCUCCCGCGAUGAAUUUAAAGAUAUGAUUCAUUAUCGUGGGAAGACCAAAUUUGUUGAAAUGGAGAAGAAUGUACAUUCUUUUGUAGAGACAUGUGCUAUUUUCGACGAGAGCAGAUUUUCGUGA